Messenger RNA from Alternaria burnsii, 2070 nucleotides. Its product is annotated as glycoside hydrolase family 2 protein. Lineage: Eukaryota; Fungi; Ascomycota; Dothideomycetes; Pleosporales; Pleosporaceae. The transcript has a single exon. The coding region runs from base 1 to 2070 and encodes 689 amino acids. Gene Ontology annotation, biological process: carbohydrate metabolic process. The record is from RefSeq and is a predicted model, not a curated record. Gene Ontology annotation, molecular function: hydrolase activity, hydrolyzing O-glycosyl compounds.
AUGCCAAUCCCAACCCCACCUUCCUACCCCAGACCAGACUUCCUCCGCGAAGACCUAACAUGGACAUCUCUCAACGGCCCUUGGUCUUUCCUCUUCGACGACAACGAUGUUGGAUUAAACCAGGGAUGGCAUUUGACCAAUCUCCCAGAUAAAAUCACCGUCAACCCCACCAACACAAAUAGCGCCGAGAACACCGAAGCCCAUAGCAUUACAGCCAAGAUCGCCGCUGGAACUCAAGAGCUGUUACAGGGGAAUCAGUUCAAGAACGAUCAUACUGUGCAUCAGAAGAGGAGUAUCCAGGUGCCGUAUGUUUUCCAGUGUCCUGCCUCUAGGAUCGAAGAGAAAGGUGUGCAUGAGGUGUUGUGGUACGAGAGGGUUGUAGAGGAUUUGAGAACCACAGAAGAGAAGGCAGCUGGCCAUCGUGUGUUGCUGAGAUUUGGAGCUGUUGACUACGAAGCCAAGGUUUGGCUCAAUGGGCGCUUCUUUGGUGGUCAUCGCGGCGGACAUGUCCCUUUUGACAUUGACAUCACCGAUGCAUUUACGACGGAGAAGACUCAGAGACUCACCAUUCGGGUGUUCGAUUCUGCGCACGACUUAACACAGCCGCGUGGAAAGCAGUAUUGGAAAGCUCAACCGGAGAGUAUCUUCUACACGCCCAGUGGCGGUAUCUGGCAAAGCGUGUGGCUUGAGUCAGUGCCUGUGGUGGCGAUUGGAGAUGCGAGUACAGGCACGCUACUCAAAAGUAACGAAAUCGAGAGUGGCAAGCUGGAAGCCAGCAUCAAGAUCCUUGGACGGCCCGCUGGGCAUGCGUAUAGUGUAGAGCUCGAAGCUAGCCUAGCAGGCGUAUCCGUCAGCAAGACAGGAAAGAUUGACUUGCCACGGGACUCAGACACCGCGUCACUGAAUACCAACAUGCGGCUAUCUGCAUUACAGGCUUCACAACUGCCGGCAAGCCUUACAUCUACCGCUCCACUUUCCGACCCGACAGCAUGGCUCGACAACCUAGCCCUCUGGUCUCCGGAGCACCCAACACUCUACGACCUUACCAUCCGUUUGUACGACAGCGAGGACAGGAUCGUUGAUAAAGUUCACACAACAACUGGCAUGCGCUCCCUGCACUGGAACAACUCUACCUUCCGCCUUAACAACCGCCCCUACUUCCAAGCGCUCUUCCUCGACCAAGGCUAUUGGCCUGAAACUUUCAUGACACCUCCAUCCUCCGACGCACUGAAGCUAGAUAUCGAAUUGACCAAAAACAUGGGCUUUAAUGGAUGCCGCAAGCACCAAAAAGUCGAAGACCCAUUGUUCCACUACUGGGCCGAUCGCCUUGGCUUGUUGGUCUGGGGCGAAAUGGCAAACGCAUACGCAUUCUCCGAGGCCUAUGUAGAGCGCAUGGAUCAAGAAUGGCGGGAAGCGGUCCUGCGGGAUCGCAAUCACCCUUGUGUAGUCGCUUGGACGCCAGUCAACGAGUCGUGGGCGUACACUGAUCUGCAUACAAGCAAGCAGCAGAGGGAUCACAUCAGGAGUCUAUACUAUGCGACCAAGGUGCUGGACUCGACGAGACCCAUCAACGAUAAUUGUGGCUGGGAGCAUGUCAUGACGGAUCUGACUACGUUCCACGAUUACGCUGAUGCGGAUGAGCUUACCAAGACUUGCUCGACCUUGGAGGGUAUCAUGAAGAAGCAAUCAAAUCGACCAACGUUCCUUGCGCCCAUUGAAAGCCUUUGCGAUCCAGGAUCCAAACACACCCCUGGCGCACCAGUUAUAUGCACAGAGUUUGGUGGAGUCAAUAUCGCGCGAGCGGCUGCGGGUGCAGAAGAGGAUAGGACGAGGGACUGGGGCUACACCACUGCUACUGACCCCAAGGAUCUGCUCAAGCGCAUCGAAAAGAUGAUGACGGGAAUCGUUGAUGGAGGGUAUUGCUGUGGAUUUGUGUACACACAGCUUACAGACAUUGAGCAAGAGGUCAAUGGAGUGUACACUCCCGACCGCAAAGAGAAAUUGGAUGCUACGGAGGUGAAGAAAGUGGUUGAACGCGUCAUGGAGAAGUAUGCGCAAAUGCACAAGUAA